Acanthosepion pharaonis is the source of this 1380-nucleotide messenger RNA. NCBI's taxonomy places the organism in Eukaryota, Metazoa, Mollusca, Cephalopoda, Sepiida, Sepiidae. The record is from the annotation of a GenBank genome assembly.
AUGCAGAUGCGAGAGAACAACCUAGAACUUCAGGAUUACCUUAGAGAUUUGGAUAAUUGGGAAGGAGAGAUGAAGAAAAAAGAAGAGAAUUUAAAGGAGCCUGAUAAUACUGACGGGUCUUCAGCUAAAUUACCUCCAGUACGAAACAGUUCAAAAAAAAAGAAGAAAACGAAUGCUAAUGAAAAGAAGGACCCAGCCCCAAAAAAACCAAUCAGGAUCAAAAGUUCCGACUAUGCAGCAUGGGAAAAAUUUGAUGUUGACAAAGCUUGUGAAGAGGUUUUGGAUGAUAAUGCCUCCUCUGAUUCAGAAUUUUGUGAAUCUGAUGAGGAACUGGAAGAUGAAAUACAGAAACAGCAAGCACUAAAACAAAAGGAUAAGGGCAACGAAUUCUUCAAGCUGGGAAAUUAUGCAAUGGCUAUUGACCAUUACAGUUUUGGAAUCCAGUUAGAUCCUGCCAAUGCCCUCCUCCUUGCAAAUAGGGCCAUGGCACUUUUAAAACAGGAAAAAUUUGCUGCUGCUGAACAGGAUUGUUACAGCUGCCUGUCUUUAGAUCCCACCUAUGUGAAAGGUUAUCUUCGCCGAGCGACAGCGAGAAGUGGCCUGAAAAAAUAUGAAGAAGCCAUUGCUGAUUAUGAAAAGGUACUGAAUCUUGAGCCGGGUAACAAAAUGGCCAGUGCUGAAAUAAAAAAACUGCAAAAACUGUUACCAGGCUCAGCUGAAGUUGAAGAAGGAAUUGUGAAUGCUAUUGAUAAAAGCCCUGCUGAGAGGUCAAAGAAACCCUUGAGGCGAUUAGAGAUUCAAGAAACAGGAAUUGAAGACGAUGGAACUGAGAGAAGAGAACAGAUUGCCAAAAUAACAGAAGGACGAAUAUUAACACCACCUUCUUCAACCUCAUUGUCCUCACCAUCCUUGUCCUCCCCUCAUAUUCCAAGUUUGGUUUCCAACCAACAGAUUGGUCCUGAUUCUGAUGAAGUGCCUGAUCAGUUACAAUACUAUUGGCCUCAUUUUAAGAAAAACCCUAAGGAAAUGUACAGUUAUCUGAAGAGAAUCUCGCCUGAACAGUAUCCACAAUUGGUUAGUGAGUUUGUGGAUUCUGAAAUGGUUACUAUGAUUUGUUCCUGUUUAAAAACUUCAUUUCUACCAGAUGGUAAACUGGUUAUAGAACAUCUUACACACCUGUCUAAAGUAAAUAGAUUCCAAAUGGCAAUUAUGUUUUUAUCUCCUACAGAAACAAAAGUUAUUAAAGAUUUAUUCAAUUCCUCUCCCAUUUGUCCUAUCCCCCACCUUCUUUGCAUCUACCUUCUUUCUAUUUUCCUCUUUUAUCCUUUUCCUCCUCCUUUUAAUCCUUACUUUCCAUUUUCUCUCUCUCCCCUUCUCUAA